AUGCCUGGGGGGUGCGCCCGGGGCCCGGCGCGGCUGCGGCUGGCGCGGCUGGCGCUGGUCCUGCUGGGCUGGGUGUCCUCGUCCGCCCCUGCCCCCUCGGCGCCCUGGUCCCCGACCGCCGCGCCCCUCCCGGCCCACCCCGCGUCCGCGCGGCCCCCGCCGCCCGGGCCGUGCCCCGCGCCGUGCGAGUGCUCCGAGGCGGCACGCACCGUCAAGUGCGUGAAUCGAAACUUGAGCGAGGUGCCGGCAGACCUGCCCGCCUACGUGCGCACCCUUUUCCUCACCGGCAACCGGCUGGCCGUGCUCCCCCCCGGCGCCUUCGCCCGCCGGCCGCCGCUGGCCGAGCUGACCGCGCUCAACCUCAGCGGCAGCGGCCUGAGGGAGGUGCGCGCUGGAGCCUUCGCGUACCUGCCGGGCCUGCGCCAGCUCGACCUCAGCCGCAACCCGCUAGCUGUCCUCAGCCCCCUCGCGUUUUCGGGCCCCAACGCCAGCGCCGCGGCCCCCAGCACCCUGGCGGAGCUGAUCCUGAACCACCGCGUCGCGCCGCAGGUGGACGAGGGCGACAACCGGACCUUCCAGAACCAGAGCUUCGAGGGCACGGUGGCCUCCACCCUGCGCGCCGGCCGGGCGCUGCGCGGGCUCCGCCGCCUGGAGCUGGCCAGCAACAACCUGCUCUACCUGCCCCGGGGUGCGCUGGCCCACCUGCCCGGCCUCCGCUACCUGGACUUGAGCAACAACUCGCUGGUGGGCCUGAGCUACGUGUCCUUCCGCAACCUGACGCACCUGGAGAGCCUCCACCUGGAGGACAACGCCCUCAAGGUCCUGCGCAACGGCACCCUGGAAGAGCUGCAGGGCCUGCCCCGCGUCAGGGUCUUCCUGGACAACAACCCCUGGGUCUGCGACUGCAACAUAGUGGACAUGGUGGCCUGGCUCAAGGAGACGGAGAUCGUGCAGGGCAAAGCCAGCCUCACCUGCGCGUUCCCGGAGAGCAUGAGGAAUCGGGCGCUCUUGCAGCUCAGCCCCGCUGACCUGGACUGCGACCCGAUCCUUCCCCAGUCCCUGCAGACUUCUUACGUCUUCCUGGGCAUUGUCCUGGCCCUGAUAGGCGCUAUUUUCCUCCUGGUCUUGUAUCUGAACCGCAAGGGGAUAAAAAAGUGGAUGCAUAACAUCCGGGACGCGUGCCGGGACCACAUGGAGGGUUAUCACUACAGGUACGAGAUCAACGCGGACCCCAGGCUGACCAACCUCAGCUCCAACUCGGACGUCUGAGGGACACUGGGGACAGAACGAGGACAGCUCUGCAUGAGGCGUAGACUACGCUUUGUCCCUUCCCGGUCUUGCUCCACUUCCCUUUUGCUCGGGACACCUGACUUAGCUGAGCGCGGUGGAGGGAUUAGCUUCCUUGUGUUGAGUUUCUGGGCGUGUUCUGUUGAUGUAAGACGAGGAACAGCUGUUGAGGGCCGCAGUGUCCACUGGCCACUGUGUUCAGCGGGCGUGGUGUCUGACCCUCACCUUUCCUGGGACUCCCCGACGCACGUGGAGGGAUUUUCCGAGUCUGAGCACGGACGUGGACU
Messenger RNA from Otolemur garnettii (small-eared galago), 1574 nucleotides. RefSeq names its product trophoblast glycoprotein (gene TPBG). The transcript has a single exon. The record is from RefSeq and is a predicted model, not a curated record. Gene Ontology annotation, cellular component: plasma membrane. Bases 1 to 1269 code for a protein of 422 amino acids. NCBI's taxonomy places the organism in Eukaryota, Metazoa, Chordata, Mammalia, Primates, Galagidae. Gene Ontology annotation, molecular function: protein binding. Gene Ontology annotation, biological process: negative regulation of canonical Wnt signaling pathway.